This is a messenger RNA of Colletotrichum graminicola M1.001, 1851 nucleotides long. RefSeq names its product protein kinase domain-containing protein. Gene Ontology annotation, molecular function: protein kinase activity; ATP binding. Gene Ontology annotation, biological process: protein phosphorylation. Lineage: Eukaryota; Fungi; Ascomycota; Sordariomycetes; Glomerellales; Glomerellaceae. Bases 1 to 1851 code for a protein of 616 amino acids. The record is from RefSeq and is a predicted model, not a curated record. The transcript has a single exon.
AUGGGUCAGUGGUGGGAUGCCGCCAGAAUUGACGCUACUGUCACGAGAAAGUUCGUCUGCCAGUACCUGCUGCCCGAGGAAAUCGAGCGCUUGGACAGACCACUGGCCUUUGGCGACGGCCUAACGGACGAAACGUAUUGGGAUUGGAUCGAUAACAAAGCCAAGCGCAUCUUUUUGAUUCUUGUCGACCUGAAGAUUCCAGAUCAGAUAUUUGGCAUCAUCGACGACUCCUGGGAUGACCACGAUUUGCCCAUCUCCUCCGAGCACGUCGAGCGCCUCAGAUUGACGGCCGUCAAGGACGACAAGAUUGAGCGCAAGUUUUUCGCCCGCCAAUUUAACUACCUUCUCAAGCCUUUCCAACGGGGCGACCACAUCUCUUUCAAUGAGUAUGAACUUGUUCCUCUCGAGGUCGUCGAGCGCCGGCCCGCGGGCAACAACACCGUCGACAAGGUCAUCCUGCCCAACUGUCCUGGUUUGAUCUUUUACCGCCGCCGCAUCCCCUUGGGUAACGGCGUUGGCCAGCUUCCGCGAAGCGAGUUUGUGGAAAUCAUCAACAGUAUCAAAGGCAUCCAGAACGACCACCUGGUCUCUUACCACGCAUCAUAUACCCAGCUCGGAGCGGCAUACGUCCUUUUCACCCCCGCAACCGACUCCAACUUGAAGUCUUUCUUCGGCAACACCCCUUCCAACUUCAAGAACCUUCCCAAGAGAGAGAGGAGACACGCCGUUAUGAACUGGAUCCUUUGCCUUGCCGAUACCCUCGCGUACCUCCACAGUCGGAGACUUUGCCACGGCAACAUCAAGCCAUCAACCAUUCUCUUCACCAGCCAACUCCACAUUUUCUACUCCGAUUUCACGAGGCUAAACGCCGAGGUGCUUGCUGUCUAUACGGACAAGAAUUCGUUCGACCGGGAGUCGUAUGACUAUGCAGCCCCUGAGCAGUGGUUUCGCCCAACAGGCGGUCCGGCGAGUCCUUUGGGUCGUGGUGCGGCCGCGUUUUCCGUUUCGACAUCCCCGGAAACACAAACCAACUUCUCAAUUCCGCGGAAUGACAACCCAAGCAGUCCGAACGCGAUGCUGAACAUGCCGAAUCCGUAUCUGAACCCGCAGGCUGCCGACAUUUUUUCACUUGGCUGCGUCAUCUUGGACCUGAUGAGUUUCCUCGUCAAAAAAACAACAAAGAGUUUCUCGGCACACCGUGCUGCCAAGCACAAGACCCCGGGUCGCGGUGGCGCGGUGCUGGACUCGUCCUUCCACAAAAACCUCGGCCAGGUUGAGUCUUGGAUGUCGGCAUUGGCGAAGGAGGCAUCGAAGAAGGUCUCCGCAUCCGACGGCGGUUACGUGUUUCGGGGCAUCGUGCCUUUGAUGCACAUCGUCGCCCGCAUGCUAUCCGCAAAUCCUAUCGAUCGCCCCUCGGCGGCCGAGGUGCAGACCCAGGUUUAUCAGAUUUUGACGAAACACUGCGACAUAACGGAACCACACUGCGUACAUCAGUACGGCGGUUGGGAUUUUGGCAUCUCAAACCUGCGCAUACAGGCCGUGAGCCCCAACGCCCAGUUCAUGCCUCAGCCGAUUCGGCAUAACUCGAUGCUCCAGUCGUCACGGCGUGGCAGCGAUAGUCUGAGCGGAAGCAUCAGCCCGAGAGGGCUAUCCCAUUCAAGGACAAACAGCAGCGGCGGCAUGUCGAACAACAGCGGUAUCAGCAGUGCGGCCAGCGAGCGGGAUCAAGAACGGGAUGCAGGGACUGGGUUCACGGCCGUUCGAAAUAUUCGCUUACCCGCGGUACGGUCUCCAGCGCCUUGGGACUCGACUGUUCAAGGCGGACGCGGUGACCAAGCUCCGGUUUAUUGA